Messenger RNA from Naegleria gruberi, 1110 nucleotides. RefSeq lists its product as uncharacterized. Gene Ontology annotation, cellular component: mitochondrion. The coding region runs from base 1 to 1110 and encodes 369 amino acids. Gene Ontology annotation, biological process: tryptophanyl-tRNA aminoacylation. Gene Ontology annotation, molecular function: tryptophan-tRNA ligase activity; ATP binding. The transcript is spliced from 2 exons. Lineage: Eukaryota; Heterolobosea; Eutetramitea; Acrasida; Naegleriidae. The record is from RefSeq and is a predicted model, not a curated record.
AUGCUUUCAAAAACACUUUUCAACAGAAAGUCAGCAUCAGUCUUUCAACAAUACACCAAGUCUUCAUUAUCCCAAAGACUCUUUUCCACCACUACUAAUUUAUGCAAUAAUAACACAUCAUCAAUUAAUAGAGUUGUUUUUUCGGGAAUUCAACCAACAGGAAAUCUUCACCUCGGAAAUUAUUUAGGAGCUGUUAAAAAUUGGAAAUUCUUUUGUGUUGUUGAUUUACAUGCCAUCACAGUUCCUCAAGAUCCUAAAACCCUCAAAGAGUCAUCAUUUAAUUUAAUUGCCAUGUUGCUUGCCUGUGGAUUAGAUCCUAAAAAGUGUUCACUCUUUUUCCAAUCUCAAAUUCCAGCUCACUCUCAACUUUCUUGGAUUCUUGGAUGUUUUAUUACAGAAAAUAGAUUAAAGAGAAUGCAUCACUAUAAGGAUAAAAAGAAUGAUCUCAGUUCAAUUGGUUUAGUGAGUUAUCCUGUAUUAAUGAGUGCUGAUAUUUUACUGUAUAGUUUAAAGGGAAAUGAAUUGUACAUUCCAGUUGGUGACGAUCAAAGACAACAUUUGGAAUUGGCACAAGAAGUUGCUCAACAAAUGAAUUUCAAAUUUGAUGGAUUGUUUGAUGUUCCUAGAGGAAUUUAUCCACCUCAUGCCUAUCGUGUUAUGAGUUUGAGAGAUGGCACUAAAAAGAUGAGUAAGAGUGAUACAAGUGACAUGUCUAGAAUUAAUUUAGUUGAUGAAGAUGAUGUCAUUCUUCAAAAGAUUAAGAAGGCCAAGACUGACACAUUGGAUGGGCCUAUUUACUAUAAUAAGGAUACAAGACCUGAGGUUACAAAUUUGAUAGAUAUUUAUGCAGCAUUGAGAGGAAUGACAGCAGAACAAGUUGUUCAAUCCUAUUCCCACAUUACUGAACAAGCUAAUUCUAAAUUCAAAAAGGAAUUGGCAGAGGUUGUUAUCGAAUCUAUUAGGCCAAUCAGAGAAAAUUACAAACACUACUUGAAUAACCCGGAAUUCAUUCAUCAAGUUGUUCAAGAUGGUGCUGAUUAUGCUAAUCAUGUAACACAAGUGGCACUUCGUGAAAUUAUGGACCAAGUAGGAUUCUACAAGAAACCUUAA